Molecule: messenger RNA, 1617 nt
Organism: Metarhizium acridum CQMa 102
Lineage: Eukaryota; Fungi; Ascomycota; Sordariomycetes; Hypocreales; Clavicipitaceae
Source: RefSeq, a predicted model, not a curated record
AUGGCCAACAAGAUGCCUCCGGGCACUAUCCGAUUGACGGAUCCGGACAACAAGAUUAUCCUGCACCCAAAGCCGACAGAUGACCACGAUGAUCCCCUGAACCAGAACUGGUCGACCCGUCGCAAAACUCUGCACUUUGGAAUCGUCAUCUGGUACACCUCUGCGACAUUUCUUCUCACUGAAGAAGCACACAUCACCUACGCGGGUCUCCGGGCCGAUCUUGGCGUGAGCGGUGACGAAAUCGCCCUCGAGCGAUCUCUCAGCUUCGUCGGCCUCGGCCUGGCUGGCAUCCUACUUAUUCCCCUGGCGUACCGCUACGGCCGACGCCCAAUGUAUCUCACGAGCACCCUGACACAAGCUUUUGCGGCCUUGUGGAUCGCAAGCGUGCGCACCAAGCCCGAAUUCUUCGUAAGCAGCGUCGUCACCGGCGCCGCCGCGUCUGUCAGCCAAACCCUCGUGCCCAUGACCGUCGCCGACUUGUUCUUCGUGCACCAGUUCGCCACCAUGAACGGCCUGUUCCUGUUCGCCCAGGGCUCCGGCACUUUCCUGGGACCCGUCGUGGCGGGCUUCAUCGUCGACGCGCAGGGGUGGCGAUGGGCGUUCCGGUGGACGGCCGCCGUCCUCGCCUUCACCUUUGUCCUGAUGCUCUUCUUUCUGGAGGAGUCGACCUUUGUCCCCUCCCCGCCCGGCAAGGACAUUGAGCUCAGCGACGAAGAGGUCUUCUUCAACAGGCCCGUCUCCUGGGCCUCGGAACACGGGGACCUCGUCGACAUCAACCGGACCAUGACGAUGCCCGCCACGACUGUCGUCGGGCUCCCGGCGCCCCCCAAGACGUGGAAACAGAGGUUCGCUCUCAUCACCAGGACCAAGAGACCCAUCAAGGAGCGCUUCACCUCCCCGUUUGUCAUUCUCGUCAGCUUCCCUGCCGUCGCGUACGCGGCCAUCACCUACGGCUCCGUCAUGGCCUGGCUGCUGGUCCAUCAGCACGUCUCUGCGCUCAAGAUGCCGGACGCGCCGUACAACUUGGACUCGUUCGACAUGGGGCUGCUUGGGCUGGCCCCCUUUGUCGGGCAUACCCUUGGCAGCGUCGUCGUCGCAGCCUUGAGCGAUCGCUGGAUGGUCCACCUGGCGCGUAAGAACGGCGGAAUAUACCAUCCCGAGAUGCGUUUGUGGCUCGCCAUCCCCAGGGCUAUAUUGACAUGUGCCGGGAUUCUGAUCUUUGGCAUUGCCGUUGCCAAGGUAGCUCCUUUGUUUCUUAUUGGAUUUAGUUCCGCUGUAUUCGGACUUGGCUUUAGUAUUUCCCUGGACGUGGCUCUGGCGUACAUUACCGACUGCUACCACAACAUGAUUGGCGAUGCCCUCGUUGGAAUCGUCUUUAUUCGGAACCUGAUUGCCGUCGUGAUUGGCGUUGCAAUGAUCCCGUCGAUCCGCAACAUGGGCGUCCUGAAUGCCUUUAUUAUAGUCACUGCCAUGGCCGCAGUGGUGUUUCUGAUUCCGGUCCCGAUGAUGAUUUGGGGCAAGAAGGCUAGAGCUGCGACGGCUGCCAAGUACGAGCACUACUCGCUGGCUGCGAUCCCGCCGGCCUCGCUGAAGAAGAUAUUGGACGAGCUAUCAUAG